Molecule: messenger RNA, 1068 nt
Organism: Abrus precatorius (Indian licorice)
Lineage: Eukaryota; Viridiplantae; Streptophyta; Magnoliopsida; Fabales; Fabaceae
Product: succinate dehydrogenase assembly factor 2, mitochondrial
Exons: 5
Coding region: 200-748 (182 amino acids)
Biological process (GO): protein-FAD linkage; mitochondrial respiratory chain complex II assembly; tricarboxylic acid cycle
Cellular component (GO): mitochondrion
Source: RefSeq, a predicted model, not a curated record
AUUCAAGUCCGUAUGCAGGGAACCCAGAUUGUAAUUUGAGCGACUAUUCACUUCAACUACAUGGUUGGGACGUCGUUCACAUCUAAAAUAACACAACCUGAAUCGCGUAUCCAUUUUGAGGCAUCCGUGUUUACUUUGUCCUUAAAAAACCGAUUUUCGCUCAGAGAGCGAUAGAAACAAAUUUAAAUUCGUGGCUCUAAUGGCGACAAUGAGAAAAGCUGCGAUGAACCUCUACCGAGUGAUCAACUAUAACAAAGCCACCGUCGCUGCUUCCACAAACCCCCUUCUCACUCUCAGACCUCUUUUUUGUUAUUCCAUGUUUACCCCUUUCACAUCCCACACUCGAACUCAAUCCCUAGAAAUUGAUUUAUCUAACGAAGAAAGCAAAAGGCGCUUGUUUAACAGGCUAUUAUAUAGAAGCAAACAACGAGGGUUUCUGGAACUCGAUUUGGUUCUCGGUAAAUGGGUUGAGGAUAACAUCCACUCGUUGGAUGAAAAUAAAAUUAAAGCGCUUGUUCAUGUUCUCGACCUGGAGAAUCCAGAUUUAUGGAAGUGGAUAUCGGGGCAGGAACAACCCCCAGAAUCAGUCAGUAAAAACCCAGUCUUUGCUGCAGUGCACGGAAGAGUUAUGAAAAACCUUGAUAGCCAUUCUGCUCCUGAAGCAAGAGCAACACCUGGCCAACCAUGGGUAAGAGGCUGGGACGAUAUUAAGAAAGGGCGAGACGGUCCUGUUUCUGGAAAUCAGUAGCUUGAGAUUAUCAUCUGUAAACAAUGAACAAAAUCUGGUCCAUGAUUUUUGUCACUAUAAAUGACUAAAAUAAGGGCUGCGUAACUGCAACUUAGAGGUUUGUCUUACCAACAAUAAAUCAGUGAAAUGGGUCUAAAUUGGAAGAUUGCGACUUCCUAAGAAUCUUUACUCUGCGUCAGUUUAUCUAUUUUAUAUAUAUUAAGUUUAUUGUUGAGUGAUUGUUAAUAUAUUGUAUUUUUUUUUCUUUAGUUUCUUUUCUUUUGGCCAUGGGAGUCUGGGACAUAUACUGGAGUUUGAUUUAAAUAUGUUUUAAUUGCUGU